CAUAACAUAAGGAACUCUAUGCAAAAAUUCAAGCUUACCAAACUUAACCAGACCUUAUUUUAGGAAAACAGAUACAAACGCAGAUGCGUACUUGAAGAUCCUUACUGAGUAACAAAUUCGCCGCGAUGGUGCGUCGUUGCUGGACUUUGCACGCCGUCUGGAAGAUAUUGAGAGAGUAAUGCGGAUGCUGGGAGAUGUGUACUACAAUAGGAUCAACAACGAGGAAAUAAUUGUUCUGUUGAUGAAAAAGCUUCUCGAUGAUAGUCUCAAGAGAAGGUGGGCGGAGCGUGCAGGCGAUCUGAUUCUGGCAAGAGGUUUUGUGACUUUCGAAGAUUUUGUGAAGUUCGUGCGCGGUACUGCAGACAGGAUGAACAAUCGCUAUGGCAAGGAACUGAAAAGCGACAAGGUUAGGUCAAGAAGCAAACCUGCAGCAAGCCAAGUAACUACACUAGCAACUGAGAAUGAGAACACUACAGAUGAGAGGGCCAAGCGUAGUUCUCCAAAGUGUCAUCAAUGCGACGGUCCGCAUCCAACGUGGAGAUGUUUCGCAUUCAAGAAGCUGUCAGUUGAAAAUAGAUGGAAGGCGGUGAUCAAGAACAAGCUAUGCAGACGAUGCUUGGAUGACGGUCAUUUCGCAAAAGAUUGUCACAGAGGCUUCACCUGUAGACGGCGACUGUGGAUAAGAACAUCAUGAUCUUCUACACCCAAGUGACGUUGCAGCCAAGAGUUCUCCAGUAGACAGAUCGUCGAUGAAAACAGUAAGUGCAGUACAGACGGGACCCAGACGUAUCUGCUUCAAAGUCGUUCCAGUAAAAGUUUCCAACCCAAGAAACGUAAGUAUAAAGCUGGUGUGUGCGUUUUUUCAACAACGGAUCAGAUGUCAGUUUAUGUCUGAGCUCGCUGGUAGACGAACUGGAGAUCGAUCACGGACCAGCAUCCAAUCUCACCAUCAGUACCGUGAGUGGCCGGACGGAGUCGUCGGUAUGGAAAGUUUCACUUGAUGGUGUCGACGAGUCAAGGAGUCGACGGUGGACCGAAGUUUAGUCUCGAUGGACUGGUGACUACAUCAGCUAUACCUGCCAACAAGUCACACAUCGCUUCCGCGGAAGAAGUAAGCCGUUGGUCGCACUUAGAAGUUGUCGUGCUCCCAAAGGUUUGAAGAGGAUCUGGAGGUAUCCAUUCUGAUAGGCGCGGACCGAGCAGACAUCAUUGAAGCUGAAGCGGAAAAGAGAGCAGGGGAAGAGACGAACCCUACGCAGUAAGGACGAUUCUUGGAUGAACAGACUAUGGUCCUAUGGGAUCAAGUACUUCUAUUGAAGCAGAGGCCACUGAGAACACAAGUACAGUCUUCUUGACUUGUCGAGAGUUCUACAGACGACAGCUGACUUAAUUGACCAUGACCCUUCAAUCGAGGACAGAUUGGCGGACGAGAUCAUGGAAAAUUCGGCGCGUCUAGUCAACGGAAACUACGAGAUCAAGUUACCGUUUGUCACGACCCUCCAGGGUUCCCUGAUAGUUAUCCUACUGCUAAAAAGAGACUGGAGUACCUGAGACGCAGGUUUGAAAAGGACUCUCUUCUUAAAGAUCAAUACAGCGCAGUGCUAAAGAAGUAUGAGCUCUUCUAGGCAAGUUCCAGACAAAAAGGAAACGAGAAGAGGAAGCAUGGGAGGCUAUGGUAUCUACCACAACAUGCUGUGUGGCAAGAAAAAAAAAACCGGACCCGAGAGUUGUCUUCGACUGCGCAGCUAAGAGCGGAGGAACGUCGUUAAAUGAAGAGCUAAUGCAAGGUCCUGAUAACACAAGGAAGCUCAUCGGAGUACUUCUGCGCUUCCGUGUGCGAUGUAUAGCCGAAGGCGGCAGAUAUAAGAAGAAUGUUUCACCAAGUGCUGUUUACACCAGAGGACAGAGGAGCGCUCUGUUAUCUAUGGUGCCCGGAUGGUGAUCUAUCGAAAGACCCAAAGACUCACCAAAUGUUAGUACACAUUUUCGGUGCCAAGUCAUCCCCGAGUGUUACAAGCUUCGCUCUUCGCAUAACAGCUAGAGACAACGCAGACAAGUUCCCCUCUGAAUUAGUUGAAGCAGUCCUAAGGGAUUUCUACGUUGAUGAUCUACUAAAGUCAUUCCAAAGUGCAAGUGAAGCCACUGCCACCAGCAGUCAACUCUGUGAACUCUUAAGUAAAGGAGGAUUUGAGCUUACUAAGUGGUUAUCGAACAACAGAGAAGUGAUGCAGACGUUUCAACCGGAAGAUCUGGCACCGAGUUUCAAGGACCUUAAUUUGGACAGCGAUGAACCUCGCAGUCAGAAAGUAUACCCGGAAGCUAGAAGAGGUGUCUUGGCGUCAGUGGCUGAUGUGUAUGACCCAUGGGGGCUUGCAAGCCCUUUCAUUCUACCUGGAAGGCAGAUCAACCAGCUCUGCGGGCUGAAGUAUGGAUGGGACGAGAAUCUCUCACCGGAUCUUUUACUCAGACGGAGGACGUGGAAAGAAGGUGUACACAGUCAUCAGUCUUCACUUCACAUACCAAGAUGCUUUCCCCCAGGUUUCGGGAGAAUGGUACGCACUGACAUACACCACUUUGCAGAUGCAUCGCAAGAUAAUGGUUAUGGAGCAGUGACGUAUCUUCGCCUUGAGAAUAAAGAAGGUCGGAUUCAUUGCUCGUUCGUAUUUGGAAAAUCAAGAGUAAAGCCUCUCAGAAGUUCAAUGACGGUUCCAAAGCUAGACUUAACAGCAGCAACCCUCAUGACCCAGAUGAACGAGCUAAAACUGAAAGAGCUAGAAGGAAGAGUCAAGGUUGAUAAAGUGUUCUAUUGUUUGAUUGUCCUGCGAUAUGAUUGUGAAUACAAGAAGAAGAUUUACAACAUUCGUCGCCAACUUUGUAGCACUUAUCAGACAGAGGUCCGAACCAAGUGAAUGGCGCUACGUCAAGGCUGAACACAACCCAGCAGACUACGCUUUAAGAGGCUUGAGUGCUUUAGAUGAAGACAAGCUAACCAUAUGGAGAAGAAGACAAGACUUUCUAUGGAAACAUUGCUCUGAAUGGCCACAGCAACCAACGGGAAUCUUACCUGAGCUAUCCGAGGAGGAAGAGGAGGGGGAGGGUGUUAAGAAGGAGAAGACGUCGAUGCUGUGUGCUGUCUCGUCUGAAGUGGAAUCGAUGUUUAAGCGCUAUUUAUCAUGGAAGAAGCUUGUACGCUGCAUCGCUUGGCUAAGACAAAGUGUCGUAAACUCUAAAUAUAUAUUCAAUAAAAUUCCGCAUAGAAGAAACGUAUUCGGGAUCCAGGUUUUUAUUUAUCUGGUACUCAGCGUAAAAUCAAGCUAAGUGAAGUGCUCUUAUUUUGUUAUUUUGUUUACUGGGAGGGACACACUAGUCUGCUUAGCAGCUGCUCUCAGUGUCACAAGUCGUGCUUAACAAGGCAUGCGUGACAAGGCAUGCGUGACAAGUCGUACGUGACAAGGCAUGCGUGACAAGGCAUGCGUGACAAGGCAUGUGUAACAAGGCAUGCGUGAAAAGGCAUGCGUGACAAGUCGUGCGUGACAAGGCAUGCGUGACAAGGCAUGCGUGACAAGUCGUACGUGACAAGGCAUGCGUGACAAGGCAUGCGUGACAAGGCAUGUGUAACAAGGCAUGCGUGAAAAGGCAUGCGUGAUACUAGGAGCAGCUGAUAAGCAGACUAGAGACAGAAAAAUCUGUGCUAGAAUACCAUAAAAGAUCUAAUAAACGCCCGGGGCGUUUUGACAUUAAGCAGGUCAGUAGAAGCCAAACUCAGAUUGAUUAAAUUUGAUUUAUAUUCGAUUUAUUUGAUUUAUAUGUCGUUUGUUUUGAAGCUGAAAGGGAGGGGGGCGUUUGUUAGAGAGGGGCGUCUAAUACAAACUUAGGCUAAGUGUGUGUGGGGGGGACAUUCCUUAGAUACUUCAAAAGGCGUUCUUUAAAUAGGUGGCGUUUAUUCAAAUCAAAGUUGAUUAAGAACAAUAAUAAUUAAAGCAAUAACCUAUUAGUUCCUUAUGUAAAAUGUAUAAGAGUUUUUAAAAGUUAGAACAAUACUUAUAUCUCAGGCUGAAUGUGUUUCCAUGUAUGUAGGUACUAUACCGGAGGCCUUCUCGAUGACGUCAUGAAUAGCAAGUGGCCGGAUGGGACCCUGAAGUAUUAUGGUGAAUCGUAUUGGCUGAUUCGCCGCACUUUGAAAGCUUGAGAAUACAGAAAUGUAGAAAUAAAACCACCAGACAGCCUC
Nematostella vectensis (starlet sea anemone) is the source of this 4228-nucleotide messenger RNA. RefSeq lists its product as uncharacterized. Bases 1872 to 2909 code for a protein of 345 amino acids. The record is from RefSeq and is a predicted model, not a curated record. The transcript is spliced from 2 exons. NCBI's taxonomy places the organism in Eukaryota, Metazoa, Cnidaria, Anthozoa, Actiniaria, Edwardsiidae.